Messenger RNA from Carassius auratus (goldfish), 1288 nucleotides. RefSeq names its product DNA (cytosine-5)-methyltransferase 3A-like. Gene Ontology annotation, biological process: negative regulation of DNA-templated transcription. The annotation marks the transcript as partial. Lineage: Eukaryota; Metazoa; Chordata; Actinopteri; Cypriniformes; Cyprinidae. Gene Ontology annotation, cellular component: nucleus; cytoplasm. The transcript has 7 exons. The record is from RefSeq and is a predicted model, not a curated record.
GUGCAUUUCUGUCUGUUUAGAAUGAGAGCUCUAGAAUGGACACCGUGAUUAUUGACGAGAUGCCUUCGCUCUGCACUCCUGUCCGCAAGGUUGGACGGCCUGGCCGCAAACGCAAGCACCUCCCCGUGGAGUGUUACGGGCCAGUGGAUCAACUGGUGGGCGUGGCUAAGCAGCAAAAAGGGGUGGAGCCCCAGUCGUCUUUGCAGUCCCAGAAUGGAGAUGUUGAGAGGCAUGAGAACAAAUCGUGUGAAGGUCGCCACCCCACACUGGACAAGAAUUCUGCAGAAAACGGGCUCCCACGCCAGUCGGGCUGUCACGCCGAGUCGGCCUCUGAUUCAAGCCUGAGCCCAUCCCUGGAGAACGGAUUUGUCUCCAGCCAGGACUCCGAGAAAUAUGAAGAGGAGACACUGCCAACUCUGCCUCACAAGAAACGAGGGAGACGGAAACUGGAGCGGCCGACUAAAUACGUGGAGCACAAGGAGGACGAGAGUGGGGACUCUGCAAAGAAUGAGGGAGCUCGAGGGAGGCUUCGUGGGGGAGUGGGCUGGGAAGUCAGCCUCCGUCAAAGACCCAUGCCCAGAGUAACCUUCCAAGCCGGUGACCCUUAUUACAUUAGCAAGAGGACCAGGGAGGAGUUGCUGGCCAAGUGGAAGUUGGAGGCAGAGAAGAAGGCGAAACUGGUGUCUGUGAUGAACUCAAUGGAGGACCAUGGCGAGGUAGAGUCAGAGCCUCAAAAAGACAGCUCCUUAAUCAACGUCCCACUACUCUUUUCUCCACCAACACUGCCAACGCAGCAGCAACCACCACAGCCUCAAGCUCAACCUCAGACCAACCUCAAACCCCAGCCUUCUCCCCAACAGCAACCUCCACCUUUCCAACAGCAACAGCAGCAGCAGCCUACAGAUCCAGCCUCUCCAACUGUUGCCACCACCCCAGAGCCCGUAUCUAUAGGGGACAGAAACAAGACCUCACCCAAGUCCACUGACACAGAGUUGGAGUACGAGGAUGGCCGAGGUUUCGGCAUUGGUGAGCUAGUCUGGGGAAAGUUACGAGGAUUCUCCUGGUGGCCUGGACGGAUCGUGUCCUGGUUAAUAACUGGACGCAGUCGGGCGGCUGAAGGAACUAGAUGGGUCAUGUGGUUCGGUGACUGCAAGUUUUCUGUGGUCUGUGUUGAGAAACUGUUGCCUUUAAGUUCCUUCCACAACGCCUUUCACCAGCCAACCUACAAUAAACAACCAAUGUACAAGAAAGCCAUUUUUGAGGUGCUACAGGUAGGAAUUUGUUUGUG